Molecule: messenger RNA, 808 nt
Organism: Paramecium octaurelia
Lineage: Eukaryota; Ciliophora; Oligohymenophorea; Peniculida; Parameciidae
Source: the annotation of a GenBank genome assembly
AUGUAUAGAUAACAAAGCUAAGUUUAAAUGGAAUCAGAAAGGUUGGCCGAUAGCCCUCUAUUUUUAGUGCAAAGAGAAUCGCAAGAAAUAUAUGGGUAUAAGAAAAAUUCCUAAAAUGAUGACUUUGUCAGAUCUCCUCAAUUCUAUAAUGAAUUUUACUCUGAGGAUCUGAUUCAGGCUGAUCUUUUUAGAAAUAUAUCAUGGCAGCAGCAACAAUAAUUUUUAGGAUAAGAAGAAUCCUAGAAAUUUCUAAAUUUACUUGAAAACCCUGAACAAACUCAAGAGGAAAAUGAUUCAAAUUGGGGAUUAGAGCAGGAACAAAAGAAAGAAUAAUAAAGGUUAAAUGAAUAACAAUAGCAGAACAAUCAUACUCUUUAAAAAAAAUAGGAAGUAGAAGAAUAAGCAUUUAAAAAUUUUUAAAUAUUUUAGGAUAAUCCCAGUGAAAUUAAAAAAUUGCAGCAACAGCCUUGCAAUUGCAAGAAUAGUGGGUGCCUAAAGAGAUAUUGCCGAUGCUUUCAUAGCGGUAGAAUGUGUUUGUAAGAGUGUUAAUGUUCAGAAGAGUGUUAAAAUAAUGAAUAGCAUUAAGAAUAAAGAAAUAAUGCAAUUAAAUAUGUUGAUUAAAAGUGUUAUAGAAACAAAAGGUUGCCUCGAGAUGCGUUAUUUAAAUUAGACAUUAUAUAUGGGUGUUCUUGCACUAAAUCUAAAUGCAGAAAAAGAUAUUGCGAAUGCUAUAUAAGAAAUUAGAAAUGCACAGAUAAGUGCAAGUGUUUUGAUUGUUGUAAUCAGACCAUAACUAAAUAAACAUGAA